This is a messenger RNA of Didymodactylos carnosus, 546 nucleotides long. The record is from the annotation of a GenBank genome assembly. NCBI's taxonomy places the organism in Eukaryota, Metazoa, Rotifera, Eurotatoria, Philodinida, Philodinidae.
AUGCCACAAUUGGAUGAAAAUGAUGAACCAUUGCGAAUUCAUGUUGGCAACAUACCGUUUGCUUGGACAAUCGAAGAUUUGCGACAUCAGUUUCAAGUAUUUGGUCCCGUUCGAGAUCCAGAAAUUGUUGCUAACGAUCGUGGUUCAAAAGUAACUAUUGAAAAUCUUCAACUUCCUUCGCCGUUGUCUCAAGUUUAUUCAAAUAAUCGGACAUUGUCAUCAACACUCUAUGGAACGCCACCACCAAUAUAUUGCGCUCCAAUUGGUUCAGCUUCUCCAUCAGUAGCUUAUAAUACGUGUAUAUCACAACAACAACAAGCGCAGAAACAAUCAGCAAUGCUUCCGUUACAAUCAUUAUCGUCAUCACCAACAUCUUCAUUGUUUUCACCGAUUGAAUUACCUUUUUCAUUGCUCACACCUCAAAUAUCACGUACAAAACGAACAAACGUGGUAAAUAAUGUCUUUGGUAGCCCGAUUAGAUCACCAUCAAGCACAAGAGUAACAAAUCUCGUUCAAAGUUGUCCUCAAUGUUCACGGUUGUAUUAA